UCAUGUUGCGGCGUUGGACAUCUGUGAGCGACUCGUCACCGACAGCUCGUCAUCGGUUGACGGAUGGAAGUACUUGGCCAUGCCAUCGAUGCCAUAGAACAUGCCAGCGAACGACUGACGCCAGCUGUUGUAGUCGCUCUCUUUGCCGCUGAAGCGAGGAGGGUUGGUGGCGAUGCCAUCGGCCAUCUUGUACCACAACUCACUGUGUGGCACUUGUUGGAUGACGUCACGUUGCUCGGUCAUCAUCACCGGGAAGAUGGUGUCUCGUCAGAUGGUGAGGGAAGGCACGCCAGAUGGCUCAUCACACCCGAGGUGGGCUUUCAUAACCAGUUGGAGUAUCAGCAGUAGCUCGGGGUAGCGAGUAGGAAUGUGACGAAGCCGAAAGAAGCAUUCAG
This is a messenger RNA of Vitrella brassicaformis, 395 nucleotides long. The record is from the annotation of a GenBank genome assembly. NCBI's taxonomy places the organism in Eukaryota, Vitrellaceae.